Molecule: messenger RNA, 1431 nt
Organism: Diatraea saccharalis (sugarcane borer)
Lineage: Eukaryota; Metazoa; Arthropoda; Insecta; Lepidoptera; Crambidae
Source: the annotation of a GenBank genome assembly
AUGGAUGUGCGUGUGUGCUGUUAUGUGUUAUCAGUGGCUCUCGGAUUGGUCAGUGCUCAAAAUAGCUACACUAUUCCCGAUGUGAGAAUAGAGGUUCUUCAACCUAAAGGUUUUAGAGUUUCAAUACCUGAUGGUCCAGGGCUGGCUCUCUUCGUAUUCCAAGGGAAUUUAAACCGGAAGAUCGACAGAGACGCGGUUGGUAGCCUAAAAGGGGAGGUCCUCCGGCCAACCAAUGGUCGUUGGGUGUACGAAGACGCAAAUACCCAGCUUCGUGUCGGUGACGUCAUCAACUACUACGUAUUUGUCUCAGUGAACAGAAAGGGCUACUUGAAGGACAACUUGAGUUACACUGUACAAGCAGUUGAAGACCGCACUGGGAGUAGUCCAAAACCGGUCGGAUGUUUACCCACAGUGACAACUAUACGGGGAGGCAAUGCUUGCAGUGGUCAGAUUAUAUUCGAGGAUGACUUUUCAUCCCUGAAAGACACUUGGCAAAUCGAACAAUAUAUACCUGUUUCAUCACAUCCCGAAUAUCCCUUUGUAUCAUACCAGAGAUUGCCGGAUGAUCCUGUUGUCUAUGUGUCUAAUGGUAACCUCCAUAUUACUCCUAAGAUCCAGCAACGUAUGUCUGACUUCACUAAUGAAUCUAUUUACCUCGGAAACUUAGACCUUUUUAGCGGUUGUACAUCUCGUGCUGAAGAAUGUUACCGUCAAGCCUCUGGACCUGAUAUUCUACCACCAGUAGUCAGCGGGCGCAUAACAAGCGCAGGGUUCGCUUUUAAAUAUGGAGCCGUCACAAUUAGAGCUAAGCUACCCCAAGGAGAUUGGUUAUAUCCUGAAAUACUCCUGGAACCUUUUUUGAAGAAAUACGGUAGUUCUAAUUACGCUUCAGGUGUUAUAAAGAUUGCUACAGCACUUGGCAACCGAGAUCUGAGAGUAGGACUAGAUGAAUACGGUAAUAAAGUUUUAUACGGCGGUCCAAUCAUGGACGUAAAGUGUAGAAUGCAGCUGCUAUCAAGAAAACUGAUGGAUAACAGUCUAUGGGGUGAUGACUUCCACGAGUAUGGUCUUACUUGGACUCCCCAAUACAUAUCGCUGUCAGUGGAUGGUGAGCAAUGGGCGCGGGUGGAUGCAACGGGCGGGUUGCGCACUCGUUUCCCAAAUACAUGCACCCAUCUACCACGAAUGUUACUUGAAAAAGGCACUAGGAUAGCACCUUUUGAUGACUACUUCUACAUAACAUUGGGUGUAGCAGCUGGUGGUAUCACAGAGUUCCCGGACGACUCAUACACCGGCGGUGGACAGCCUAAGCCCUGGCGUAAUUCCGGUCGUAAGGGCAUGCUCAGUUUCUGGGAGGACCUGCCCCACUGGGGAACAACCUGGACUCAACCAGAACUCUUAGUCGACUAUAUAAAAGUCGUUGCUUUAUGA